Messenger RNA from Chlamydomonas reinhardtii, 7641 nucleotides. RefSeq lists its product as uncharacterized. The transcript has 9 exons. NCBI's taxonomy places the organism in Eukaryota, Viridiplantae, Chlorophyta, Chlorophyceae, Chlamydomonadales, Chlamydomonadaceae. Bases 92 to 6997 code for a protein of 2301 amino acids. Gene Ontology annotation, biological process: axonemal central apparatus assembly. Gene Ontology annotation, cellular component: axonemal central apparatus. The record is from RefSeq and is a predicted model, not a curated record.
CUUGAUUAAUACAGCUUGACCUUGCUUGCGAGUUUGCUUGGAAGAGAUGGCCAUUUCGUGAUAGGCUCUACAGAGCCAAAGUGCCGGAGCCAUGGCACCAAAGCCUAAGAAGCCAGAGGCUGCGCCUCCUCCACCGCCGGAGCCAUCCCCUGACGACAACCUGCCGCAAGACAUCAAGGAGCUGACGGAGUGCCCAUUUGAGGUCACUUGGAAGCCCGUUGUCUCUAUCGUGGACUAUGGCGUGGGUGCGGACGCGAAGGGCAUCCAGGCCACGCUGAAGCGGAAGGAGCUAGCGCGCUACAUUGUCCUGCAUGAGGCGGUGCUUCGGUUGGAUCCUGCCACGCCUCUGGGGCAGGAGGCUAAGGCCGUCCUAGAUGCCCACAUAGCAGCUGGCCAGGGGCCGGAAACAUGCACUUUUGGCCCGGAGCUGAGCUCCAAGCUGCUGGCCGACAAGUUUGCUCGCGACCAGCUGGCGGACUGGCGCGUGGAGCUGCACCGCCGCCGCACGCGGCUGCAGGCGGCUCAGGACGACGCCACCGCGGCGGCGGCGGGGCUGACAGCUGCACAUGAGGCCGUGAAGGCCGCGGGAGAGGCGCUGGCGGCGUACCACCGCGGCGUAGAGGAGGAGGAGGCGCGGAAGGCGGCGCAGCGCGCCGAGGAGGGCGAGGAGGAGCCGCCGACGCCGCUGGAUGACGAGGAGGGCGCGGCGCCGGUAGAGCGGGAGGCGCCGGCGGAGGAGGUGGCGCUGGAGCAGGCGAAGGCAGCCGUGGUAGCGGCGGAGGUACAAGUUAGGGAGACCGCCGAGACUGCGUCCCGGCUUGCGGCCGUCCAGAACGAGCCGUUCGUGUGCUAUCAGACCUACAUCCUCAGCGGCCUCACGCUGUCACUCGCCUCAGUGCGUAAGGCGCUGGAGGAGGGCACGCCGCUCCGGGGUGUGCUGUGGGCCAAGGCGGCGGCGCCAGCCGCGCCAGCAGACGGCGCCGCUGCCGCGCCAGAUGCGGCUGCUGCUGCCGCUGCCGCCGCCGAGCCAGCCCCCUGGUACGCUGCUGUUAAGAAGGCGGCACAGAAGGCGCUGUGGGAGGAUGUUUUGGCGCAGCUGGUGCCGCUGGAGGUGCAGGUGCCAGCCUACACGCCGCCGCCGCCGCCCGAAGCGGAGCCCGCCAAAGGCAAGAAGCCGUCAUCCGCAAAGCCCACGGCGGCCAAGGGCGCCAAGGGCGCUGCUGCCGCCGCCGCCGCGGCGGUCGCCGCAGCGGCGGUGGAGGCUCCGCCAGCGCCGCCCGAAGACUCUCCCGGUUGGGAUGCAGUGUCGGAGGUGCUGAAAACGCUGGCAUACAACGUGCGCACGUACGAUGAGUGGCGGGCAAAGGUGAAGGUGUACGACGCAUCGAAGUACGAUGAGGUGCCCGCGCCGCCGCCCGAACCUGAGCCAGAGGCGCCGCCGCCCCCUCCCCCCGAGCCGGUGCUGCCGCCGCCUCCUGCAGCCGGCGCCAAGACCCCCUCCGCCAAGGGCGGGCGCACCACGCCGCCUGCGCCGCCACCGCCUCCUCCCCCGCCCCCGGAGCCGGAGCCGGAGCCCACACCGCCGCCGCCGCCGCCUGCCGGGCCCAUGCCGCCGCCGCACAACCUGGGCUACUACUCGGCGCUGCUGGACGGCGUGCCGCUGGAGCGCGUGUCGGUGCCGCUGGUGAUGCACGCGCUGCUGGAGCAGGUGGCGCGCAACAUGGCGUCGGGCGAGGCGGGCGAGGACCUGACGGAGGCCGGCGGCAUGGCGGCGGCGGAGAUGGCGGCGCUCAGCGCGCUGGACGGCGCGCUCAGCGCUCUGGACACCGAGCUGCAGGAGGCGGUGUUCGCGCCGCCCAAGCCGGAGGCCGCCGACUACUCGCUGGUCUGCGAGGUGGACGGCCUGGCGGCAGCGGCGGCCGGGCUGACGACAGGCUGGGUGCGGGCCGCACCGCCGCGGCCUGAGUCGCCCACGUCGCACCUGGACGCCGCGGCCGCGGUAGCGGCGGAGCCCAGCGUCCUGGGCGCGCCGGCGUCCGAGGCCAGCGGCGGCGCCGGCAGCGUCUUCGGCGGCGCCUCCUACGGCACCGGCCCCGAGGGCUUGUUCACGCACUCCGGCACGCUGGAUGUGGAGGCGGUGGAGGCGCACAUGCUGCGGUGCAUGAUGCUGCCUGGCGCGCAGUCGUUUGCGGAUGCGCGGGCGGCGGCGGGCGAGCUGGCCGCCAGCGGCUCGUUCGGCAUGGGCACGGGCCUGGACGCGCUGUCUAAGAGCCUGCGGCGGACGGCACUGCAGGCCGAGGCGGAGGCGCUGCCCGUGGCAACCAUUGAGCGCUACCAGCUGCUGCAGGCCGCGGUGGACCUGCUGCCGCCGUCUGCCAAGCUGUCGCACGAGGACGCCAUCCUGGCGCGCCACUGGCACGAGCCGCUGGACGGCCCGCGCCUCAAGCAGGCGCUGGCGGAGGCCGUGACGGAGCUGCCGUCCAUGUCGUCCGUCUACUACGGCCCCGCCGACAGCGUGGUGGUGGCGUGCUACGCCGCUGAGAACCUGCGCAGCACCGCAGCCGACCUGCCGGUGGCCAUGAACCUCAGCGCCUUCGUGCGGCGCGCCGCCGCCGCGGCGCCCGGGCCCGUGGACCUCCCUGCCAAGGUGUACAAGAUGGCGCCCGAGCUGGCGGCGGGCGUGGAGGCGCACCAGCGCACCGCGUUCCUGUACCCGCAGACCGCCUGCAUCGUGAGCGCGCCCAUGCCGGCGGUGACGCAGGAGGCGGCGGCGGAGUCGGUGCCGCCCGGCGUGCAGACGGCGGCGACGCUGGCGUCGCUGGCGGCGGAGGGCUCAGCGCCGCAGCCCACGGGCAGCCUGGCCAUCUCGCGCGGCGGCGUGGCGCUGCGCUGGCGUGAGGGCUCCGGCGCGCCGGCGGACAAGGCGCCCGGCGAGGGCGCGAACGACCCCUCCGGCGCGCCACUGCUGCUGGGCACGCUGCCGGGCGGCUCCGUGCUCAGCGCCUUCCACGUGGUGGACCCCGCCGCGGCGGAGGCGGCGCGGCUGGCGGAGGAGGAGGCGGCGCGGCUGGCAGAGGAGGAGGAGGCUAAGAAGAAGGCGGAGGCCGAGGCCGCAGCGGCGGAGGAGGGCAGCGAGGACAGCGGGCCUGCCUUCAAGCCCAUGAUGAGCGCGGCGGAGGCGCUCAAGGCCGGCAACCGCGGCAUGUUCGAGGACGAAGACGAGGAUGAGGACGAGGACUACGGCGGCGGCGGCGACGACCUGAACACGCUGUUGAACAAGGACAAGAAGCCGCCGCCGGUGACGGCGCUGCAGGUGACCACGCCGUCGGGGCACCUCAUCCGCAUGACCACGGACGGGCAGGUGCUGGUGGCGCCCGCCGACGACCCCAGCCUGGCGCCGCCGCUGGCGCCCUUCCGCGGCGUGGCCGUGCACGGUGCGCCGCUGCCGGGCGCCGACCUGGCGGCGCUGCGCGCGCCCGCCACGCCCAACGCCUUCCGGGCCGUCACGCGCGACGGGCUGCUGGUGUCGGCCGCGCGCGGCGCCGUGGCGCGCGUGCUGUGCCCCGACGGCAGCGUCAGCGAGCGGCUGGACGCGGUGGAGGGCUGGCUGGGGCCUGACGGCGCCGCCGCCGCCAGGGGCUGGCUGCGCACGGCGCUGGACGGCACGCGGCUGCGUGAGCCGGACGAGGGCAGCAAGCCCAAGCCGCCGCCCACGCCGCCGCCGGAGCCCGAGUCGGUGGCGGAGCCGGAGCCGGAGGUGAAGGGCAAGGGCGCCAAGGCCGGCGCCAAGCCGGCCUCCAAGGACACGCUAAAGAAGGGCAAGGGCAAAGGCAAGGGCGGUGAUGACGAGCCCACGCCGCCGCCCACCCCGCCGCCGGAGUCGCGCCGCCCGCAGCCGCCGCCCCCGCCGCCCUUCACGCUGGAGCUGCCCGCCAUCGGCUCCGCAACCCUGACCGACCCCGACACCGGCGCCCGCGUGACCACACGCGAGGACAACGUCAUGGUCGUGGCCUACCCCGCCGGCGACGUGCUUGUGCAGGACUACGACGGCACCCGCAUAACGCGCGCCGCCGACGGCGCCUGGAGCGUGGAGAUGGACGGCUUCGCCCCCAUCCUGGGCAGCCCCGCCGGCCUCACCAUCUCGCCCUGCCCCGGCGUCACGUUGUCUUGGGACGCCACCACGGGCGUGGUGACGGGGACGCUGCCCGACGGCAGCGCCGUGCUGGCGGCGCCCCAUGCCGCGGCGUUUGCGCCGGCGGGCGUGCAGCCGCCGCCGCUGGCGACGCUUGCCUCGGAGCCGGAGGCGCUUGAUGAGGACGAGGACGAUGAGGACGAGGACGAGGACGGCAACAUGCGGAAGAAGCCGAAGAAGGAGGACCCGGUUGCGGAGGCGGUGGCUGCAGCCAACUUGCUGGACGAGCUGGCGGCCAACCCUGACCUCAGCGGCAUCUUCCUCUUCGACCCCCGGGGCGGCAGCUGCGCCUUCUACGAGUCCGAGCAGCUCCGCUUCUUCCUUCUGGGCCCGCUGGCGCGCGGCGCAGCGCAGGCCGCCGCCAAGGCCAAGGCCGGCGCAGACGACGACGAGGAGGACGACGACGACGGCGGCCGGCCGGCCAAGGUGUUUGAUGUGCCCAAGCCCUACUGGCCGCCGCCGCCACCGCUGCUGCACAUCCACAUCCCCGAGCUGCCGCCGCCGCCCCCGCCCCCGCCGGUGGUUGAGGAGGACGAGGAGGAGGUGAAGCCAGCUGGGGGCAGCCGACGCCCCUCUCUCAUGGACCCAGACGCCGGCAGCGAUGCGGAAGACGAGUAUGGCAACUCUCGCCGAGGCACGGCCGACGGCGCCACGGGCGCCGGCGACGGCGAGGAGGCAGCCCCGCCGCCGCCGCCGCGCCCGCCCACGCCGCCGCCACCGGAGCCCGUCAUCACCUACCUGCCCGUGGCUCCUCACAUCAAGCCGCGCAUCUUCGUCAUCCGCAACGACGGCUCCGGCUUUGAGGUUCUUGACACGCAGCUGGUGAGUAGCUACCUCGCCGGCCGCCGCCAGAUGGCGGCGGAGUCCACCGCGCGCCCCGGCUCCGCCGCCAAGCCCGGUGCCGCGCCCGGCGCCGCCUACGGCAUGGCUGUGGAGCUGCGGCGUGAGGAGCUGCACGGCGGCGAGGAGGAGGGCGCGGUGAUGCACAGCGUGCUGGUGCAGGUGCCGCAGCGGCCGCCGGCGCUGGAGCCGCUGCCUGUGGGCGGCGCGGCGCUGCUGCAGCGCUACCGGCCGCACCUGGAGGAGCUCAUGCCGGCCUUCAAGCGACUGGCGCAGCUGGUAAAGCCAGAGCCCGGCGCCGGCCUGAGCACCGCUCAGUACCUGCCUCGCGUCAUGUCGUACGAGCCGCCGGUCGUGCGGGCCGCCGCGCCGCUGCCGGUGCUGGUGUACCGCGAGCUGCUGGAGCUGCCCGCCCUCAGCGGCGAGACCAUCGCCACCAUCCGCGAGGUGCUGGCGCAGCAGGCGCGCACGGAGCAGACGCAAGCCAUGAUGUACGCCCAGGCGGUGCCCUACAGCGACCCCCGUCCGUCCGAGACGGCGGCGCAGGACGCGGAUGUGCUGGCUGGCAUCCUGGCCAUGCGCUCCAAGCCCCCCAUCGGCCGCGUGCGCAGCGUGGCAGCUGAGGUGCGGCGGCGGCGCGAGACGUCGGAUGCGGCAGCUGUGGCGCGGGAGCAGGCGGCGCGCGAGCGGGAGAUGGCGACGGCGAUCAACAGCGAGAAGGAGAAGCGGCCGUGGCCAGUAAAGGUCGGCCCUUUCGACCACACGCCCAAGCGGCCGGAGGAGGGCAUGAUUCUGCCGUACUUUGGCUCGGAGGAGGGCAUCCUGGCUCUGGAGAACGACCCCAUCAUCCAGCAGCCCAUCAACCGCCGCAUGCUGCCGCCACGCCUGCCGCCGCCCGCCGCCACGCCGGGCGCGCCCUCCACCUACUCCCCCGGCGUCUACGUGGCGGACCGCCCCGCGCCGCCGCCAGGCGGAUCGGACCUCGGCGCUGGAGCCGCCGCCGGCGUCGAGUACUCCUCACCCAGCCGCCUGGGCGCCACGGGUGCCUCCAUCAUGUCGCGCACAGGCGGUGCCGCGGGCACGGACUUCGCCUACCCCGAGCUCGCACACAGCCAGAUCCUGGCGCAGCAUACGGAGCGCGCUGGCCCUGGGCCCAGCCUCAAGUCCCACGCCUAUGAUGUGUACGGGCAGCCGCGCACGCUGCCGCCGCCAGUGCCGCGGCAGCACCGUGCCGACGAGGCGGAGGCGGCGCUCAACGAGUCCUACCUGCGGGCGGAGGCCGACGCGGUGCGGCUGGGCAAGACCUCCUCCACGCAGCUCAUCCGCGCGGCGGGCAAGGCGCUACGGCAGUUCGCGCUGACGCCCUCGCACCUGCACCUGGGUACGGUGCCCGUGGGCGCUGUGGCGCACCGCACCGCGCGGCUGGCGAACGUCUCGACGGGUGCGGCGCGCUUCAGCGUGGUGCGGCCAGAGCUACCGCUCCGCGCCAUUUACAAGCCUGGGCCGGUGGCGGCCGGCAUGGAGGCGCUGAUCACUGUGGAGUUUGUGGCGGAGAAAGUCGGCGACUUUGUGGGCGAGGUCACGGUGAAGAGCGAGCUCAACGUGCUCACGAUCACCGUCAGCGCCAAGGUCGUGCCGGCGCAGGACGGCGGGGACGAGGCCGCGGUGGCUGCGCAUGAUGCGGGCAGCAGCCCGGCCCGGCGGGGCCUGGAGUCGGCGGGCGGCGGGCAGCUGCCGCCGGUGACGUCCGGCCGCAAGUCGGCGUCGCAGUCGGCGGUGGGCAGCCGGCUCACCAGUCCGCUGGCGGGCGCCUCGCGCGGCGCCUCGCCGGCGGUGGGCGGGCACAACGUGGGCGGUCUGGACAUUCCCAGCCUGGAUGAGACAAAGACGUUGAAUCAGGUCAUUCACGGGGAUGCAACAGGAGGAGCGGGCGCGGAGGAGCCCGCGCCGGAGCCCGCACCAUAGGGGCUGUGCGGAGUGCCAGCGGUGUCACGCUGUGCUGUCAGUAGAAUACCUUAGUAUGUUUGGGGGCACGGAGGAAGGAAGAAAGACGCGGCACGCGUGCGGGAGGCCGUGUGCUGGAUGUGGUGGGCAACAGUCGGGAAACACAUAGGGCUGAGUGAUGGGUUGGGGUGUCCGCACUAGCGUCUUGAACUGAGGUGGCGCUGAGGUGUGCGCUCGCGUGUCGUGCACAAGCAAUGCAUCGGUGUGCUGUAACAAUGGAUCUGCCGACUCUUGAUCACCAUGCAAGGGCCCAGGGCGUCUGGUUAUCGUGAUGUCUACAUGAGCAGAUAGACCCGCACAGUCGGGCCCUGGGCAGUGCGUUCCAGCGGCACUCACUGUCGUGGCGUAGUCACAUAUGCACGAACGUUGCGCUCGCCCGCGCUCUUCCUUGUUUCCCCGGCACCCCUGUCCCUGGCUUUUGCUACUGAUACUGACUGGACCAGAAGAUCCGAAGUUGUGAGCAGUCAGGUAUCCAGGCGGGGGCAAGGCUGGGAGCUGGUAGGAGUGGGAGGAUUUGCGAAGGGCCGGAUGGUACACGGGUUUGUCCCCCCGGAAAAGUCUGACAACCGUUGACGUAACUUCUCAACCUGUAACCGGCUGCCAUG